Messenger RNA from Prunus armeniaca (apricot), 1509 nucleotides. NCBI's taxonomy places the organism in Eukaryota, Viridiplantae, Streptophyta, Magnoliopsida, Rosales, Rosaceae. The record is from the annotation of a GenBank genome assembly.
AUGAUGGAUGAGUUGGAGGAGAAGUUUGGCUCUCAUAUGCGUUUGUCUGACAAGGAGCGUGGAGGGCUACGAAUUGAGGAUGGGGAGAGUAUUGAUGUAUUAAAGGGGUCUCAGUACACCCUGGUGGCAAAGGUUUUUACUCAUAAGGCAGUCCAUAGGGAAGGCUUUAUUGGGGUGUUCUCUCGACUGUGUCGGGGUAUGGAUGGUGUUUCUAUCAAGGAGAUUGGUCUUCGCACCUUCUUGAUCAGGUUUAUGAGUCGGCAAGACAAGUUGCAGGUCCUGGAUAUGGAGCCAUGGACUUACAGGGAUAAUUUAGUUUUGUUGGCGGAGACCCGACCGGGAACAGAUGCGCGUAUGGUUGACUUGACAACAGCGGUGUUUUGGACCCAAAUCCACGGAGUUCCGCUAUUUAACAUGACGACUGCAGUGGCUAGAAAGAUUGGCUCUUUAAUAGGGCAGAUACUGGAAGUGGAUCAGGUUGAAGGAGAAGAGUGUAUUGGACGCUUUCUAAGGGUUCGGCUCCGUUUGGUAGUGGAACAACCCCUUAUGCGAGGAUCCUUCAUUGAUUUCCUGGACGAAGGCUUAAAGUGGGUGACCUUUAAGUAUGAAUUUCUUCCUGAGUAUUGUCUCAUAUGUGGAUGUCUGGGGCAUCCAAGUAGAAGCUGCGUGGAGAAGUUGGAUGCCAUGCAUGACGCACCGGAAUCCUUACAAGAGUGUCUGUUGGCCUUCACUGGAUUGGAUGCGAGUGAGGACCUUAGGGGUCGUCAAUUACGAACGACUAGACGUAAAUCUUCUAAAAAGCAAAGAGAUAACGGCGGAGGGCAUCAGGUUAAUAGUGAUAAUUGGAGGUCUGGCCAGGGGGGCGAUUCAGUGGACUCUACCUCGACACCAUGUCGGCCUAUGCCAGUCGGGUUCUCCUUAAUGGAAAAGAUUAGAGCAGAGCGAGAAGAUGAGGACCGGUUUCGGCAGAUGAGGGAAACGGCGUGGGAACUGGGUUUAUUGGGACAUGGGACUGUUGGGCAGCAAAGGGAGAAUUCCACGGAUACCAGGGUGCCCGAUGGACCCUCCAACAGUUCCACACUAGGAAAGGAAUUUCGAUGCUCUGAUGAAGAUGGGCGUGCUAUUGAUUUAAACGCUGUGACUGGACCACUUCACAAUGACUUGGAAGGGGGCGAGUUGGUGAACACUAAUGGGGAAGGCUCUCUAGCUGCCAUGUUGGUGGAGCAGGCAUCACAGGGACUGCUGACCCAAGAUUCUGACCCUUUCAACCUUGGGCCUCUUAUUUGUAACUUGCAACAAGGUGUUGUACACGGUGGGCAUUUGCAUGGCAAAAUGGGACGCAAUGAGACUGAGAUCAUCAGGGCAGAUAAAAAAGUCUGUAGAAAGAUUCCUUUGACCUUAGAAGAUGGAGGAGGAGAGGAACGCAGUCCGAAUCGGAGUUUUUGGGCAACUAAUCAUUUGGAACAGGUGGAGGAGACCAGCCUUAAUGGGUCUCCACGGGCGUUAUGA